CCGAAGCAGCUUUGAGCCCUCGAGGCUCGUAACCAUGGCCAUGCUGUCGCCCGUUUGCCCACUGCUUCUGGCUGCUCUUCCAGUGCCUGCGACGCUAGUGCCGAACAACGUAAAGCGGGUCAAAACCCUCGGCCUGCACUCGUCCUUGUUCGCAACACCGACCGCGUCGCGCCGUCUCCAGCACCCCCGCUGCCGCUCCAGCAAAGCCCGCGCAGCUUCGCAUCGCCCUCUGCCGACCGCGCGACCCAUCAUACCAUGGCCUCGACGGCUCCGUAUGGCGACGCCGACGACAAGUCCGGCGGAGGUUCCGCCAUGUUCGUGAACCAAAACGGAGGAACGCCACCGCAACAACAACAACAACAGCAUAUCCCCACCGACCCAGAGCUCCAAUUGCGCGAGCAGCUGCAGAUGCAUCAGGGCAGCGACAUGAUGCACCAGGCGCCUCACCUGCAGCAGAUGGGCGCCAUGAACGCGACGCACCACCACUUCCAGACGCCGCCGCGUCCGGUGCACUCGCCGCAACACAUGGCGCAGUCUGCGCAGUCGGUCAUGGGCAUCGACGACCACAACGCCUUUGCCGACCACGACGGCGCGACCCGGAAGCGCUCGAAGGUCUCGCGCGCCUGCGACGAGUGCCGGCGCAAGAAGAUUCGAUGCGAUGCAACCAGCGAAAAUGGUCCGGAAUCAUGUUCAAGUUGUAAGCGCACCGGCGCGCGAUGUCAGUUUAGUAGACAGCCGAUGAAACGCGGACCUAGCAAAGGCUAUAUCAAGGAGCUUGCCGAUCGCUUGAACUCGCUUGAAAGUCAGAUCCAGCAGCCGCAAGCUCAAGCCGCAAAUUAUGACUUUGCCGCUCUGGACCAGAGUCUGGAGGCUUCAUCGCAGUUCUCCAGAAAGCGUACCUACUCAAUGUCCGAGAACUUUGCAGACCCGUAUAACCGUCCGAGCUGGUCGGCACAGGACCGUGGUACAUAUGUGACCGAAGACCCCCCAGCUCUCAUCUCACUAACUCGUGAAGAACAAUCCUUGAACGGGGCCAACGACAUGAACAACAACCGACGCGUAUCUUUCACAGAGUGGACAUUAGUUGGGAACCUCAUCACGGGGUCCAAUGAGGCCAUCAUCAAAGCAUAUUAUAGUACGAUGCAUUCGACAUUGCCUCUACUCUCCUCAGAAUCUUCUGCUCUAAACCGUCUUACCCAAUGUCCAUCCAAGUUAAGAGAAGCACUGUUCCUGUCGUUAGAGUGCAGCAUCCGCUCGUCUGCACCAAGAUCGUUGCCGCCUACUGAAAACAGUAUCAACCAAAUGUUGCACCAAUGCUUCGAUACUGUAGAUGCAGCGAAGCAUACUCUUGACGAUCCAGACCACGCUCGUCAGUUCUUCAACAAUCUAGUAUAUUGCCAGUCUCUCGUCUUACUUUUCAUCGCUUCGGAUCGUCCCAAACCAGGCACAGUCGGCAAUUCAGCUGAACUACUUGGUAGGAUCGCUGGCGUCAUUACUGAAGUUGGACUCGAUGACGCGAAAACCCUCACGUCACUCCGCGAACAAGAUAUUGAGUUAUACCAAGCUGCUCGUCAAACCUUCUGGGUGGCUUUCAUUCUGGACAGAUUUCACGCUUCCAGCAGAUCUAAGAACCUGAUGCUACCCAUACAUGAAGGCUCCCCAUCAAGAGAUGACCAUAAGCUUUUGGGGGACGAGGCUUAUCACCUUGUUCGUGCUGCAGAUAUAGUCGGUCAGGUGGCCUCCAUCUCGAAAGCUGGCAGUGUUCCUGAGCUGGACCCUGCUUCGCCAUUUGCUUUCGCAGCGCUGAGUGUGACCUCACCUGCGACCAGGUAUAUGAACGGACAGCUCUCGCGCUUUAGAGAGUCGAUUGAAAUCAGCCCGCUUCCUGAGAAUGCUUCACCGUACUUGGCUUACCAGUAUCUUCGGGUGUUCAUCACACGUCUAUCCGACUACAGUUCUUCUAUCGAGCUGCUCUCUCUAACCAAGGACCUUCUUCGAAAUCUUGGGAAUCCGCGAGUGACCCCGCUCCACCACAUUUUUGCUAGUCUGGUCGCAACCUCUCUUGGGGAUCUGUCGGAUCGGCUGGAAACGCAAAUAGAGGCUCACGCCGCUAUGAAGGAGAUGGACGAUGGACUAGCAAACGAGCACAUCAUCAACGCGAGCAGCGACAAUCUUGGCUGGGAUGCCGCAAUACGCGACCUCUUGCACCAAAAGAAGGGCCCAACUCCCUCACAUAGCGCUCCUGAACAAACGAGCCCUUCACAGCAUCUUGCUGGUCUUCAACAUCUUGCCGCCGCCGCAGUCGGCGAGCGUGAAGGUACCGACGCACGCCCUGCGAGUAGCAGUGGUAACGUGAUAGCUGCACCGACUCCAUCCAAAUUCGACAACGACGUCUCCGCCGCUAUUGCGGCCGCAAACGAAGCGGCAAAGGCUCAAGCGCAAGCGCAAGACAACGGCUCAGUCACCCAGCAGCGUGUCCACGAAUCUUCUGCCACUGAAGCACACGGAACAUUCAAUGAUACGAGUACGCUGGUGAAAGACGAUGCAUUUUAAGUCUUCUCUCGUUGCGCUGUCGUGUCUCGUUAUUGACUCUUGGUUAUAUGCUUGCGCUGAUCGGCUGGGAUACAGUACACGGUCUCUUAAAUAAGUCACAGAGUAGGAUGCGAGGUCGAUUGUAAGGUUAAGCUGGACAGAUACAACUAGUAUGGCAAAGAAAAUGAGAGUUGGUACGAAUAUAUAUUUUCUUAGGAGGUUAUACCCAAGUUUUUAUUUCUAUACCUAGAGUUUGUUAAAUCAUAUUAGGUAGC
Molecule: messenger RNA, 2807 nt
Organism: Paraphaeosphaeria sporulosa
Lineage: Eukaryota; Fungi; Ascomycota; Dothideomycetes; Pleosporales; Didymosphaeriaceae
Exons: 5
Coding region: 256-2553 (765 amino acids)
Cellular component (GO): nucleus
Molecular function (GO): DNA-binding transcription factor activity, RNA polymerase II-specific; zinc ion binding
Source: RefSeq, a predicted model, not a curated record